AUGUUGAAAAUCUUGUCAAGAGCAUGGAUUAUUUCACACAGAGUGGAGAUGUGGCUUCUGAUACUUGUGGCUUAUUUGCUCCAAAGAAAUGUGAAUUCGGGAAAUAUGCCAACCAAAGCUGUGGACCCAGAGGCAUUCAUGAAUGUGAGUGAAAUCAUCCAAUACCAAGGCUAUCCCAGUGAGGAGUACGAAGUUGUCACUGAAGAUGGGUAUAUACUUUCAAUUAACAGAAUUCCUGAAGGACUGGUAAAAUCUAAGCAUAAAGGCUUCAGGCCAGUGGUGUUUCUGCAGCAUGGUCUUCUUGGAGAUGCCACUAACUGGAUUUCCAACCUUCCCAACAACAGCCUGGGCUUCAUUCUGGCCGAUGCUGGUUUUGAUGUGUGGAUGGGAAACAGCAGAGGAAACUCUUGGUCCAGGAAACACAAGACCCUCUCCAUAGACCAAGAUGAGUUUUGGGCUUUCAGUUAUGAUGAGAUGGCUAGGUUUGACCUUCCUGCAGUGAUAAACUUUAUUUUACAGAAAACGGGCCAGGAAAAGAUCUAUUAUGUCGGCUAUUCACAGGGCACCACCAUGGGAUUUAUUGCUUUUUCCACAAUGCCAGACCUAGCUUAUAAAAUCAAAACAUAUUUUGCUUUAGCUCCCAUAGCCACUGUUAAACAUGCAAAAAGUCCUGGGACAACAUUUCUGUGGCUGCCAGAUAUUUUGCUCAAGGGAUUAUUUGGCAAACAAGAAUUUCUGUAUCAGACCAGAUUUUUCAGGCAGUUUUUUAUUUACCUUUGUGGCCAGAUGUUUCUUGACCAAAUCUGUAGCAAUGCCAUACUACUCAUGGGAGGAUUUAACAUAAACAACAUAAACAUGAGCCGAGCAAAUGUAUAUGUGGCCCACACUUUCUCUGGAACAUCUGUUCAAAAUAUUCUACACUGGAGCCAGGCAGUGAAUUCUGGGGAACUUCGGGCAUUUGACUGGGGGAGUGAGACCAAAAAUCUGGAGAAAUGCAAUCACCCAACUCCUAUAAGAUACAAUGUUCGAGAUAUGAAGGUCCCAAUGGCAAUGUGGACAGGAGGUCGGGACUGGCUUUCAAAUCCAGAGGACGUGAAAACCCUGCUCUCGGAAGUGACCAACCUCAUCUACCACAAGAACAUUCCUGAGUGGGCGCAUGUGGAUUUCAUCCUGGGGAUGGAUGCUCCUCAGCAAGUGUACAAUGAAAUCGUCCGUCUAAUGAUGCAGGAGGAGAGCAUCCUUUCCCACGGAACCUGCCAGGUCUCACUGUAAAGCUUCUACUCUUGACAAGUCUUUGUGACAGCCCCAUGGAAUAUGGCACUGUUGGGGUGACAGGGGGCUGUCACGGAGGAUUUGCAGAAGCAGAAACCUAUACUGGCAGACAGGAGAAGAGA
Messenger RNA from Jaculus jaculus (lesser Egyptian jerboa), 1394 nucleotides. RefSeq names its product lipase family member M (gene Lipm). Gene Ontology annotation, biological process: lipid metabolic process. The coding region runs from base 1 to 1272 and encodes 423 amino acids. Gene Ontology annotation, molecular function: hydrolase activity, acting on ester bonds. The transcript is spliced from 9 exons. The record is from RefSeq and is a predicted model, not a curated record. Lineage: Eukaryota; Metazoa; Chordata; Mammalia; Rodentia; Dipodidae.